UAUCUUCGAAUGUAGAUUUCGAGCAUGUGUAGGAUCUCGAUUUUAUUUAUAAAUUAUAUUAUAUAUAUUUCUAUAUGGGCAAAGUAAUAUAGUACAAUCAGGCAUGGAUGACGGAAAUGGAAAGCGGAAGAAAGAAGAUGACAACGAGGAUGUGGAAACAGUUGCCAUGGAAACCAGUAAGGCCCUGGAUGGUGGUUGGGGCUGGUGUAUUAUCCUAGGCAUUCUUAUUCUGCGGACAGUUAUUGGUGGCUUCGUGCGGUCGCAUGGCUUGUUCUACCUGAGGUUUAAAGAACGUUUUGGUGGCACGGCAACGGCGACGUCACUUGUGAUGUCAUUAUCGAGUUUCAUGCAAUUGUCCACUGGUCCCAUCGUGAGCAUAUUGAGCGGUCGGUUCCAGUGCCGGAUCAUCACCGCUAUAGGUGUUGUUGUCCUGGCAACGGGCGUCAUCAUGACCGCCUUCUCUCCAAACAUCUCGUUCCUUUACUUCAGCUAUGGGAUCGUGUCUGGUUUCGGCAGAUCUCUUGUUCUGACGCCCUGCCCAAUCUUACUAGGGUACUACUUCGACAAGCGUCGUAGCCUGGCCUUUGGGAUCGCAUCGGCGGGAUUUAGUAUCGGCGGGUUCGCUCUAACCCCACUUGUAGAGCUGCUGUUUCAAGAAUAUGGUAUCCAGGGGACGUUUCUCAUUCUGACGGCCAUGUCCAUGCAUAUAUUCAUAUCCUGCACGUUAUUCAGACCAAUUGAGUCCAACAGGAGGAGCGUUACAAACUCGAAAAACAAGAACAGGGCAGAUACAGAGGCUGAAUAUGGUAAACUUCUAGGGACAUCUACAGUAGUUUGUAAACGGCCCGAUCACGCGUACCACGAGACAUCGAAUAAUAGCGAUGUCCUCAAUAGUGGUGUCCUUAAUAGCGAUGUCCUCAAUAGUGAUGUUCUCAAUAGCGAUGUCCUCAAUAGCGAUGUCCUCAAUAGUGAUGUCCUCAAUAGUGAUGUGCUCAAUAGCGAUGUCCACAACAGGGAUGUCCUCAAUAGUGAUGUGCUCAAUAGCGAUGUCCACAACAGGGAUGUCCUCAAUAGCGAUGUCCUCAAUAGCGAUGUCCUCAAUAGCGAUGUCCUCAAUAAUGAUGUCCUCAAUAGCGAUGUCCACAACAGGGAUGUCCUCAAUAGUGAUGUGCUCAAUAGCGAUGUCCUCAAUAGCGAUGUCCUCAAUAGUGAUAUCCUCAAUAGCGAUGUCCUCAACAGUGAUGUCCUCAAUAGUGAUGUCCUCAAUAGUGAUGUCCUCAAUAGCGAUGUCCUCAAUAGCGAUGUCCUCAAUAGCGAUGUCCUCAAUAGUGAUGUCCUCAAUAGUGAUGUCCUCAAUAGUGAUGUCCUCAAUAGCGAUGUCCUCAAUAGUGAUAUCCUCAAUAGCGAUGUCCUCAACAGUGAUGUUCUCAAUAGCGAUGUCCUCAAUAGUGAUGUCCUCAAUAGCGAUGUCCUCAAUAGCGAUGUCCUCAAUAGUGAUGUCCUCAAUAGUGAUGUCCUCAAUAGCGAUGUCCUCAAUGGUGAUGUCCUCAAUAGCGAUGUCCUCAAUAGCGAUGUCCUCAAUAGUGAUGUCCUCAAUAGUAAUAGCGAUGUAUUUAAUAACGAUGAACGUAGAGUUGGUGUUGGUAGUGAAAAAGAAAAUCCGAGAAAUGGGAAUGUUAUCGUUAUUGAAAUGUCUGGAAUUCAAGUGAACAAUGUACACAAAGAAACACCAAACAAAUAUCAAGACGUUAUCAAUUAUGAAUCUGAUAACAUUGCAGCAUGUUACAGAGAUAGUGAAAGCAUAUGUGAAAAUGAAUUGACUUUAUUACACGAAAGUCAAACAGCACUUAAGUCGAUCCAAAACGAUCAAAUACAGGAAAAAGAAAAGCCGAAAAAGCGGAAGUGGAUCUCCUGGUCUAUUUUGAAGAAUCCCCGGUUUGUGUGUUAUGUGUUAUCUAUGUUCUGUUUCACACUGCCCGCGGGAGGACUUUUCCUGCCAGCACUCGCAAAGUCCAAAGGAUGCACUGAUAUCCAAGCAGCGACACUGAUGUCGAUCAACGCCGCCUCAGACACCGUGUUCCGAGUGAUUUCCGGAUUUGUUCUCGAUCUGAAGAUGUUUCGAAACAACCGACCAAUCAUCUACAACAUUAUCACGUUCUUCCAAGCAGCCGCCCUACUGUGCUUCCCAUUCAUGCAGAACUUCUCGGGUUUUACGUUUCUCUGUGUUAUAGACGGACUGUUCAAUGGGGCGAAAAUGGCACAGGGCAGUGUGGUAAUGAUUGACAUUCUGGGCGUGGACAAGAUGGCCAGUUCUCUGGCUGUGUCCAUGGCGGUACAGUGCAUCGCUGUUAUUAUUGGACCCACAGUUUCAGGUAGAUUGGUGGAUAUUUACGACGGGUACAGUGGGACUUUCUUCUUCGGUGGAGGAGCACUCUUCGUCGGUGGGCUGAUUCUGGUCGUCGGCAACGUCAUCAAUACACUCGCCAUCAAACGAGAACAAAGGAUAAAAAAACACUGAUCUAAAGAAACUUUGAAGUGUUGUGUUUGUAACUAAUAAUAAAACUUUUAAAAAAUGGA
Mya arenaria is the source of this 2577-nucleotide messenger RNA. RefSeq names its product monocarboxylate transporter 9-like. The transcript has 8 exons. Gene Ontology annotation, molecular function: monocarboxylic acid transmembrane transporter activity. Gene Ontology annotation, biological process: transmembrane transport; monocarboxylic acid transport. NCBI's taxonomy places the organism in Eukaryota, Metazoa, Mollusca, Bivalvia, Myida, Myidae. Bases 104 to 2518 code for a protein of 804 amino acids. The record is from RefSeq and is a predicted model, not a curated record.